AUGGGCAACCUGAUAAAGGUAUUGGGCAAAGAUUUAGAAAACUGUCCUCAUUUUUUCCUGGAUUUUGAAAAUGCGCAGCCCACGGAGGCCGAGACGGCGGUGUGGAACCAGGUGAACGCCGUGCUGGAGGAGGCGCAGACCAUCCUGGCCGAGCUGCAGUCCUACACGGGAGCCGGGCAGGAGAUCCGAGAGGCCAUCCAAAACCCCGGCGACCUGCGGCUGCAGGAGCGCGCCUGGAGCGCCGUGUGCCCCCUGGUCGCCAAGCUGAAACGCUUCUACGAGUUCUCCCUGCGGCUGGAGAACGCCCUGCGGAGCCUGCUGGAGGCCCUCACCAGCCCUCCCUACGCCCCGACCCAGCACCUGGAGCGGGAGCAAGCCCUGGCCAAGCAGUUCGCCGAGAUCCUGCACUUCACCCUCAGCUUCGAUGAGCUCAAGAUGACCAACCCUGCCAUCCAGAACGACUUCAGCUACUACAGACGGACCAUCAGCCGGAAUCGCAUCAACAACCUGCAGCUGGAUGCAGAGAGCGAGGUGAACAACGAGAUGGCCAACAGGAUGUCCCUGUUCUACGCCGAGGCCACCCCCAUGCUGAAAACCCUCAGCAAUGCCACCACCAAGUUCGUUUCAGAGAACAAGACCCUCCCAAUCGAGGACACGACCGACUGCCUGAGCACCAUGGCCUGCGUGUGCAGGGUGAUGCUGGAGACCCCGGAGUACCGGAGCCGCUUCACCAACACCGAGACCCUGCUCUUCUGCAUGAGGGUGAUGGUCGGCGUCAUCAUCCUCUACGACCACGUCCAUCCCGUGGGGGCCUUCGCCAAGACCUCCAAGAUCGACAUGAAAGGCUGCAUUAAAGUCUUGAAAGACCAACCCUCAACCAGCACCGAGGGGCUCCUGAACGCUCUGAGGUACACCACUCGGCACCUCAACGACGACACCACGUCCAAACAGAUCCGGGCCCUGCUGCAGUGAGCGGGGCCGGAGCCGCAGUCACCGUGUCACUGACGCCCAUGACCAUACAGCUCAUUUUGUACAGAGGGAAAAGGGACAGCGAGGAACACACAGAAAUGCUAAAAACAAAUCAAAACGGGCCCGGGCUGCCCUCCCCUGCCACGGGCUCCUGCCCCUCCCCUUCCCACCCCCAAAUCAGCACUCGCUCCUGGACACGAGGUGUGGGUGGCACUGAGGGGACACGGGGCCGGGGCCAGGCAGGAGAGACCCGGGCAAGGGAAGUGCUGGUGGGGCUGGCAGCAGGGUGCCCAUGGCACGGGGGCACCUUGGGGAGGGGGCAGGUGGUGCCCCUGUCCCCAUCCUGGUCCCCAAGCAGGAGGAGGAGGGAGAGGAUGAGGAGGAGAAGGAAGAAUCCCUGUGGAUCUGCACUGACUCUGGAGGAAACGGCUCAGUCUCACCUGGUAGAUUUUUAAUAUGAGCAAUUAAAUCCACACUCACCUCUUCUUUUC
Molecule: messenger RNA, 1460 nt
Organism: Serinus canaria (Common canary)
Lineage: Eukaryota; Metazoa; Chordata; Aves; Passeriformes; Fringillidae
Product: CYFIP-related Rac1 interactor A-like
Exons: 10
Coding region: 1-972 (323 amino acids)
Biological process (GO): regulation of actin filament polymerization
Molecular function (GO): small GTPase binding
Source: RefSeq, a predicted model, not a curated record